Messenger RNA from Protomyces lactucae-debilis, 213 nucleotides. Its product is annotated as homeobox domain-containing protein. NCBI's taxonomy places the organism in Eukaryota, Fungi, Ascomycota, Taphrinomycetes, Taphrinales, Protomycetaceae. The transcript has a single exon. Gene Ontology annotation, molecular function: DNA-binding transcription factor activity, RNA polymerase II-specific; RNA polymerase II cis-regulatory region sequence-specific DNA binding. Gene Ontology annotation, biological process: cell differentiation; regulation of transcription by RNA polymerase II. The record is from RefSeq and is a predicted model, not a curated record. The annotation marks the transcript as partial.
AUGGUGGGUGGCAAGUCCACUGCACACAUCACACAGCAACAACUCAAUAAAAAGCGACAACGCGCGACACCGGAGCAAUUGGCUGUGUUGGAGGAAGCUUUUGACGUCAAUCCGAGUCCGAAUGCAAAGCAGCGUGAAGUCAUCAGUGCUCAGAUUGAUAUGACGGAGCGUAGCGUGCAAAUUUGGUUCCAAAAUAGGCGUGCCAAGACCAAG